Protopolystoma xenopodis is the source of this 228-nucleotide messenger RNA. Lineage: Eukaryota; Metazoa; Platyhelminthes; Monogenea; Polystomatidea; Polystomatidae. The record is from the annotation of a GenBank genome assembly.
GUAGUUAAGAUGUUGAUGAUGGUGGUUUUGCUCUUUGCAUUGCUCUGUCUACCCUACCGGACGAUGGUUGUACACAACAGUUUUUUUGAGUCAUUUGUGACGUGGUGGUCACUGCUUUUCAUUAAAGUUAUGUCGUAUCUUAACUCUGCCGUCAAUCCCAUCCUCUAUAGUGCCAUGUCUCAUAAGUUCAGACGUGCUUUUAAACAAUAUCUCACCUUCGGUAAGUGA